Molecule: messenger RNA, 507 nt
Organism: Petromyzon marinus (sea lamprey)
Lineage: Eukaryota; Metazoa; Chordata; Hyperoartia; Petromyzontiformes; Petromyzontidae
Product: dynein light chain 1, cytoplasmic
Biological process (GO): microtubule-based process
Cellular component (GO): cytoplasmic dynein complex
Molecular function (GO): dynein intermediate chain binding
Source: RefSeq, a predicted model, not a curated record
UCUUUACCACCACCACCACCACCGGCCGCACUUCGCAGAUUUCUUUUUCGUUGCCGCCUCCGCUCCCGCCAGAAGCAGCAGAAGCAGAAAGAAGCGCCGGCUGGGUGGGAAAGAAAUUAUUAUUUUUUUCCCGCGAUCUCCGUGGAUCCAAAGUCGCAGAUUAAUAAACAGCCCCGGGGGUCCCCAGCAAGAUGUCGGAACGCAAGGCGGUGAUCAAGAAUGCCGACAUGUCGGAGGAGAUGCAACAGGACGCGGUGGACUGCGCCACGCAAGCCCUCGAGAAGUACAACAUCGAGAAGGACAUUGCUGCCUACAUCAAGAAGGAAUUCGACAAGAAGUACAACCCCACCUGGCACUGCAUUGUGGGACGUAACUUUGGCAGCUACGUGACCCACGAGACCAAGCACUUCAUUUACUUCUACCUGGGCCAGGUCGCCAUCUUGCUCUUCAAGUCCGGAUGAGCUGCCGCCCUCCCCCCCCCGCCCGCCUGCUCCCCCCUCUCCUGCC